GUGGAGGGUCCUCUAAGUCAGCACGGGUACCUCCAGUCUUCUGUGGUUCGACUAGACGCGGCAGGGCUGUGAAUGCAGUCCAAGCCUGUUGCCUGCGCGGAUGCAUUGGGUUCGGUCACCAGCAGGGAUUCAAUGGUCGGGGCCGCUGAUCUCCAGGCAGUAGCCAAACGUGCUGGGCAAUUCUUCUGGCUGUGUCCGUCUGUUCAGCUUGGGCUCAAUUGACUUCUGCUACCGACUGAUCGAAUAUAAUACCUGCGGAACUCGACUUCUGCGCGUUCUCAACGAGCCUUGAGUAUACGAGGUUUGGAAAUCAAAGAGUCAUGAUCAGAAUUGGUAAAAACAAAGUCCGGACGGGAUGCUUUACGUGCAAGCGCAGAAGAGUCAAGUGCGACGAAUCGCGACCCAGCUGCAAUCGCUGCAUCAAGGCUGGUAAGCCUUGUGAAGGAUAUGCCAACGAUCCGGGGUCCGGUCGAGGGAGCGACCUCGUCAGAUUCGUCGUGUACACCCCCCACACUCCAACGCCUCUUUUGUCGGAGCAUCCAGACCUCGAUUGGUCCGAGCGGCGGGCGCUGAGCUACUUCCAAGAUCGGACUGCGUUGGAGCUUGCCGGCGCUUUCCAACCAGACUUCUGGCUAGCGACUAUUCUACCACUCGCAAGGCAGGAGAGCUCCAUCCGCCAUGCGCUCAUUGCCCUGAGCAGUAUGCACGAGCACUUUGCCGGCGUCGAUCAUUUCUCGCCUACGCGAGGCGUCGACUUUGCCCUGAACCAUUACGGCAAGGCUAUGCGAGACGUUGUCAAAUUUAACCAGAUCCGGUCGGAACAGGCUUUCGAUUAUGCCCUGGUCACGUGUGCCCUGUUCUCUGCCUUUGAGAGCCUUCAAGGACAGUAUCACGAGGCGUGCAACCAUGCCGCGUCAGGGAUCAAGAUCCUUGCCGAGGAGCAGCGAAGGCCGGGCUCCAAUGCAAAGCAAACGCUUGUCCCUCGUGAAGACCUCACGCGCUUCUUCAUCGCUUUGGGGAGACAAAUCAUGGAGAUUGGCGACCCGAACUUCCCGGGUCCAAGACCAGAGUUGUACCACACAGAGACAGAAAUGGCCAUGCCGGACCAAUUCACCUCCCACGAACACGCCUUGCGGCACAUGGAAUCCCUACUUGCAGAACUUGUCGAAUACGCCGAACGAGCUGACACCAUAGCGAAUGAAGGUCCCAUAUCAGACGAUGUGGCGCUUGCCCUCCUGACAGAAUUCCACGCGAUCAAGAUCCAAUUUGGGAAAUGGCAGGCUGCAUUCGAUAGGUUCUCUUCUGUCGAUUCGAACGAAUACUCCAAAGAGACACCUGACUCUUCCAGCUCGACAUCUUCAUCCCCGUCAGCCGAUCAUUCCAGACCACGGAGUCCCGCUUUUCUGAUUCUGAGAGCUUACCAGGCUCUCAUGAUCGCCUUUCUCGCACGGAUUGAAAUCAACGACGAAGCAGCAUUCAAUGAUUACGGGCCGCAGUUUUGGAUGGCCCUUGAAGCCGUCGAAGAGUUCAUCCGAUGUACUUCUACCUUUGUCAACCCGGUGGAUGGCAGGAAGUCGCCUCGCCCACCGCCAUCCGACCAGACGACCACAGCUUCGACCUCGAACGCGAGUUCGGCUUCACGAUCCCUCUCACAAUCGUCACCAUCGCAACAGCCCCUCAUUGUGCGACCGACAUUCUCCCUCGCCCUCGGAAUCGUGCCCACCCUCUUCCUCAUCGCAUCCCGAACCUUCGACAUACCGUUGCGCGAAAAGGCCCUUUCCCUUCUCCGGAUGUGCAACCGGCGCGAGGGCCUGUGGGACUCCCGCCUCGCCGCGAGCGUAGUCGAUCGUGUCAUCGAGUUGAGAGAUGAGGCGAGUAAGACGGGCUGUUCCCAACUUCCUACCGAUGCAGACAUGGACCACGCUACACAGACGACGGCGACAGCACCGAACCCAGAAGUCCAAGGGACAGAUAGUCGCUCCCCGGAUGUCGGAGGAAGGAGUGCCAACGCCGUGGAAUUCAAGCUGUUGGACAUCAAGUUCCUCCCGGGGAAGAGGUGCGUGUUUCGAUACGCAUUCGCUACGAAACACGGCCAGAGGGAAGGAACGCCCAUCCCGAUGCUGAGCACGGAGGUGCCGACUCACGUUCCCGGCGCAAGCGUUCACUCUCUAAGGGAGUUUUGGGAGGAGCUGCGAUGGGAAGAAUAGCGUGCCCCAAAAAACACGAGAAUGCUUUGUCGAGAUAAGACUACGAAAAUGAUACUCACGCGUGAUGUGUGCAUGUUCCUUCAUGUUUAAUCUUGCAUUGCGAGGGAGUAUAUUGGGGAUUACACGGGUUUAGUCUUUAUUCAGUACGCCUGCAAGCGGAAGAUUUGGCCUCUCUCAGAAAAUUCUCACGCAGUGCAAAUCCCUCAAAGACGGUACCCAUCUCUCCCUGUCUUCCAAUAUUCAGUACCAUCUUGGGCAGAUUAUCCUGUCGGAUAGCUAGUUGGACGAAAAAGCCGCAAUGAGAUAUUCCACACUCU
This is a messenger RNA of Cladophialophora immunda, 2524 nucleotides long. RefSeq lists its product as uncharacterized. The coding region runs from base 321 to 2207 and encodes 628 amino acids. Gene Ontology annotation, biological process: regulation of DNA-templated transcription. Lineage: Eukaryota; Fungi; Ascomycota; Eurotiomycetes; Chaetothyriales; Herpotrichiellaceae. The record is from RefSeq and is a predicted model, not a curated record. Gene Ontology annotation, molecular function: zinc ion binding; DNA-binding transcription factor activity, RNA polymerase II-specific. The transcript is spliced from 2 exons.